Messenger RNA from Aspergillus nidulans FGSC A4, 3855 nucleotides. RefSeq names its product putative DUF221 domain protein. Gene Ontology annotation, biological process: monoatomic cation transmembrane transport. Lineage: Eukaryota; Fungi; Ascomycota; Eurotiomycetes; Eurotiales; Aspergillaceae. Gene Ontology annotation, cellular component: membrane. The record is from RefSeq and is a predicted model, not a curated record. The transcript has 2 exons. Gene Ontology annotation, molecular function: calcium-activated cation channel activity. The coding region runs from base 1 to 3591 and encodes 1196 amino acids.
AUGGCCAAUGACUUAGGCUCGGCGUUGGAGCACGCAGGCGGCAAAGGGCAAGAGAGAGAAGGCAUCUCGCUCAAGACGUUCAUAGCAUCUUUAGCCGCCGCUCUCAUCAUUUUCGCUGUCGAAUUCCUCUUGUUCCUGGUUCUUAAAGGGAAACUCACUCGCAUCUACCAACCUCGAACAUACCUGGUCCCCGAUAGAGAGCGUACCGAGCCAUCACCCCCAGGCCUGUUCAAGUGGAUCAGCCCGAUAUUCCGUACUUCCAGCUCCGAAUUCGUUCAGAAAUGUGGCUUAGAUGCCUAUUUCUUCUUACGCUACUUGCGGAUGCUCCUCAAAAUCUUCGUCCCUCUUGGCUGCAUCAUUGUACCGACUCUUAUAACUGUCAAUAGAGUGGACGGCAAAAAUCAGACAUACAAGAAUGGAACGGACACCGGGGAUCGCUGGAACGUCACUGGCUUGGACCAACUAGCUUGGGGUAAUGUUGCUCCAGAAAACACACACCGUUACUGGGCCCAUUUGGUUAUGGCUGUAAUCCUCAUAGUCUACGUUUGCUUCGUCUUUUUUGACGAGCUAAGAGGGUAUAUACGUCUUCGCCAAGCAUACCUGACAUCUCCCCACCAUCGAUUGCGCGCUUCUGCAACAACAGUCCUGGUGACUACGAUACCAAAAAAGUGGCUCACUGUCGAGGCUCUGGAGGGACUGUACGAUGUUUUCCCUGGUGGAAUCAGGAACAUAUGGAUCAACCGAAAUUUUGACGACCUUAACGAGAAAGUCAAGGAGCGAGAUAGGCUGGCAUUGAAGCUUGAGACGGCGGAAACGGAGCUGAUCAUCAAAUGCAAGAAGGCUCAAAUGAAGCAGGCCAAAGCCGCCGCCAAAAAGGCUCGGAGGAAAGGAGCUGAGCAAAAAGAGCAGGAUGUCGCAGACACAAAAGCUUCGAAGCCGACCAUUGGUGCUGGUAUCAGCUCGGGCAAUCCACACCAGGCCCAUACGCUUCAGGAAGUCUUGCAUCGCGAUACAAUGGCAUCAAAUGACGGCAGAACGCACAAACGGAAGUAUAUGAAUCCACUCGAACCGGCUGUGGGUUUAGCGGGAGCUGUCGGUCAGGGCGUCGGGAAAUUGGGCAAGUCGGUCUUAGGCACUGUCAAGAAACAUGACCAUCACGGCGCGCCUGAUGAGGAGCUGCCUCACCAAGACAACUUAUCAGACGCGAACGCUGCAGAUCGUUCCGUUUGGGAAGGCUCUGCAGCUAUGCCAGCUGGAGAAAGCACGGAAGGAGACAGCUCGCAGCCAAAAAGACCGUUUUGGAGGAGCCGGCCCUCGGCCAUGUCCAAAUCCAGUAACAGGACGGAGGCAGAUGAGCUUCCGCUUACGGCUCCCGAGUCUCCUGUCGACGUUGAAGAUGGAGAGUUCUCGAGCUCUAGCGGGAAUUCGCUAACAAAAGCCCGUGAUGAGAAUGAUAUCGACAUCACGCGAAAUGACGGUGCUGAAAUCGAGGAUGAUACUUACCCAGUGGCGUAUAAUGAAAAUUUCGAGAAAGAAGAUCUUGGCGAACCCUUGUGGAAGAAGUAUAUUCGUCAGGAGGAUCGGGAUACAAUGCGAUUGCCAAUCUUUGGAAUAAGUUGGAUGCCUUCGAUCUGGCUUCUUGGAAAGAAAGUCGAUACCAUUGACUAUUGUCGCAAAGAAGUGGCUCGUUUGAAUUUGGAAAUCGAGAUAGAUCAGCAGCAUCCCGAGAGGUUCCCGCUCAUGAAUUCAGCAUUCAUUCAAUUUAACCACCAGGUUGCUGCGCAUAUGGCUUGUCAGGCCGUCAGUCAUCAUGUACCUAAACAGAUGGCUCCUCGCACGGUGGAAAUUUCACCCGAUGACGUUAUAUGGGACAACAUGUCCAUCAAAUGGUGGGAGCGCUAUCUACGCACCUUUGGAGUCUAUGCUAUUGUCACAGGCAUGGUAAUAGGCUGGGCGUUUCCAGUAGCCUUUACUGGAUUGCUUUCUCAGCUUUCAUAUCUCGAAGGCGCAUUCACGUGGCUAUCCUGGAUUAAUCGAAUGCCAGAAUGGCUCAUAUCAGCCGUCCAGGGUAUUUUACCACCCUUAUUCCUGGCCAUACUGAUGGCCCUUCUGCCACUAAUGCUUCGCUUCCUAUGUCGAGCACAAGGUCUCCAGACAGGUAUGGGUAUUGAGCUCACGGUGCAGAAUUACUUCUUUGCCUUUCUUUUCGUGCAGCUGUUCUUGGUUGUUGCAAUCGCGUCCAGCUUCUCAACGAUCAUCGACAACAUCACGAAUUUCACAAACUGGCCGGAGCUUCUGGCUCAGAACAUCCCUUCCUCAAGCAACUACUUUUUCUCCUAUAUGAUCCUUCAGGCGCUAUCUGUGAGCGCUGGAGCUCUGGUUCAAAUCUUUAGCCUCGUGAGUUGGUUCAUCCUCGCGCCAAUUCUGGAUUCAACUGCGCGCAGAAAAUGGGCUCGGACGACCAACCUGAACCAGAUGCAAUGGGGUACGUUCUUCCCAGUGUACACUACUCUUGCAUCCAUCGGGUUGAUUUACUCCGUCAUUGCUCCUCUAAUCAUGGUGUUCAAUGUGAUUACCUUUGGCUUGUUUUGGUUUGUGUACCGUUACAACACUCUCUAUGUCACGAAAUUCCGCUUUGACACCGGAGGAUUACUCUUUCCCCGCGCGAUCAACCAGUUGUUCACCGGUAUAUACGUUAUGGAGCUCAGUUUGAUUGGUCUUUUCUUCUUGGUCCGUGAUACUCAUGGGUCUGUCUCCUGUAAAGGGCAGGCGAUCAUCAUGAUUAUCAUGACAAUAUUGACCGUGGGGUUCCAAAUCUUGCUGAAUGAAGCGUUUGGGCCCCUCAUUCGUUACUUACCUAUUACGUUGGAGGAUGACGCGGUUCGCCGAGAUGAAGAAUUUGCGCGCGUGCAAAGGGCACGGUUGGGUCUAGAUGAUGAUAAUGAAGAAGAAGCAGAGGAAGAGCAAGACACCCUCGAGCACCGACUCAAAGAGCGUGAGCGUGUCGAAAUUCAGGCUAACGAAGACUCUCGUGAGAUUGAGUUGAAAAAAAUUGAGGGCGGCAUAAGUAGGCGGGCGUCUGGGCUCAGACACAAGGGUCAAGGACUUGGCCCGGAGACCGCAGCCAAACUUGGUGCCUCUCGUCGACCAUCAUGGGCCGUUCAAACAGCUCAGUCUCCUAACCGACGGUCGAAAUACUUUGGUGCAAACUCAGCGGACGCUGUUCCCUCGAUUCAACGUAUGCGGGAAAAGCUUGAAAAAGACGCCGAAGCACAAGGCCCCGUAGCGGGACACUCUCGCAGCUCCGCGUUGUUUGCAGGCAUUCACGACGAGCUUGAGGAUCUUACUCCCGACGAACGCGACCAACUCGUCCAGCGAGCUUUCCAGCACGAUGCCCUUCGGUCCAAACGUCCCGUUAUCUGGAUUCCUCGUGAUGACCUCGGAGUCAGUGACGACGAGAUUUACCGCACCCAGCGCUUCAGCAAGCAUAUCUGGAUUAGUAACGAGUACCAGGCACUUGAUGGAAAGUGCCGUACAAUCUUCAGCCGCAGUCCACCUGACUUCUCAGAAGUUGACCUCAUCCAGUUAUAGAAAGUUUUUCCUUCUUACAAGUCACUUGUAUAUAACGCAUACGGCCUAUCUCGACAAUUCUCGAUGUGAUGAUUGACUCUAUUCCCCUCUAGCGAAUGGCGUUUUACUGAGACGGGCAUUAUUUUCCCUGCUGCUUGUUGUCAUUAUCAAUGUUCUAUAUUCUGGGGCAUGGAUUCGCAUCCCUGACCAAGGGCUUUUCAGAUCGAGCGUACGAAGUACAUAGCAUGAAGCGUGUCUAAGCAUCGAAUUAGAACAUAAUACGAA